Penicillium soppii is the source of this 615-nucleotide messenger RNA. RefSeq names its product Nitroreductase-like protein. NCBI's taxonomy places the organism in Eukaryota, Fungi, Ascomycota, Eurotiomycetes, Eurotiales, Aspergillaceae. The record is from RefSeq and is a predicted model, not a curated record. The transcript is spliced from 4 exons. Gene Ontology annotation, biological process: cellular response to oxidative stress. Bases 1 to 615 code for a protein of 204 amino acids.
AUGACCACCCUCGCAUCCACGAUCAGCGAAGGAUUUCGAGCCCGGCGAUCCAUCCGUGCCCUAACAAACGAAACUAAAAUAUCCGAUGCUCGCAUCGAAGAACUUGUUUCAGAUGUGACUUUGCAUACACCGAGUCCAUUCAAUGUUCAAUCCGGCCGACUUGUCGUGCUCCUGAAAGAAGAACACCAGAGACUCUGGGAUAUUGCCUAUGAGGCCGCAAGUGCGAGCGUGCCCCAGGGCGUAUUUGAAAAGAUGUACAAGCCUCGUAUCGCUGCAUUCAGAGCAGGCUAUGGGACAGUGUUGUUCUAUGAGGAUCCUGUCCCGUUCAAAGCGUUAGAAGAAAAAUGGCCAAUGCUUACCCAGAAGUUCCCUGAAUGGUCGCAACACUCGAGUGGAAUGCAUCAAUUUGCGUUAUGGACAUUGCUUGAAGCUGAGGGUCUUGGGUGCAGUCUACAACACUACAAUCCGCUGAUAGACUCGCCUGUCUCCGAGCAGUGGGGCAUUCCUCAAGAAUGGAGAUUACAAGCUCAGCUAGUCUUCGGGAAGCCCGCUGGCCCACCUAUGGAGAAGACAUUUGAGCCUCUGGAACAAAGGGUCUUCAUUCACGGAAAGUAG